Molecule: messenger RNA, 1452 nt
Organism: Caenorhabditis remanei
Lineage: Eukaryota; Metazoa; Nematoda; Chromadorea; Rhabditida; Rhabditidae
Exons: 7
Coding region: 1-1452 (483 amino acids)
Source: RefSeq, a predicted model, not a curated record
AUGCACUACCAUCAACAUCCACUCCUCCUCGUCACCAUUUUUUUGAUGCGAUUCCUGCAGUCCAGCGUUGACGCCCUCUACGCAAAUGUAAAACUGCAAUGUGUGGAUGCAGACGAGGUCACCGGCCAACUCCAAACCGAUCUCAUUUUCACACAAAAAGACGGUGUGCACACUUUCCUUCCAGCCUACACGGAUUUGUGUGCUGAAUCGACGAAAUUCGACGACGCGCAGCGUGUGUACUUCUGUAAGAAGUGCCUCGAGAAUUGCAGGGCUCGUGUCGAGUCGGCACCCAAAAAUAUCCUUAUUGUAGCCGAUGAGAGGGCGCCGAAUAGCAGGGUCUCAUGGUUCCACGUGAAUUCGCCGGUGGCUAACAUCAGGGAGUCGGGGAAACAGUGCAAUGUGGAGAAUGUGCAAGGGAACUCGAUGGCCAACGAGGAGACGUCAACCGAUGCGCUCCGCUCGUUUUCCAAAACGUCCGUCCUAUUUGUGUCUAUCUCAUUUAUUAUUUUGAUGGUUAUUUCCUUAGCUUGGCUUGUUUUUUAUUAUGUUCAAAGGUUCCGCUAUGCCCAUGCCAAGGAUCGACUUCAGAGAAGAUUAUUCAACGCGGCGAGAAAAGCGUUGACCAGAAUACCGACGAUGACUAUUACACCUGGAAUGAAUCAGGAGCUGCAGUCGGAUUGUGCAGUGUGUUUGGAUCCGUAUCAAUUGCAGGAUGUUAUUCGGUUAUUGCCUUGCAAACAUAUCUACCACAAAUCAUGUAUCGACCCAUGGCUCCUGGAGCAUCGUACGUGUCCAAUGUGCAAAAACGACAUUCUGAAACAUUUUGGAUACUGGAACGAGAUCCGAAACGACAUCCAACUCCCAGCCAACACCCGAGGAAUGAUUCCAGACGACUUCACGAUUCGUUUAGAACUCGGUGACCGAGAUGAUCACGAUCAUGUUCACUCUCCAGACGACGCGAUGUCUCCAGAAGUGCAUUCAGAAUCUUCAGACUCUCAAGGAUUCUCAUUCGACCAUUCAGAGCAUACAGAGACAUUCGGCUUCUCCACACCGUCCGUACCUCCACAGCUAGUGUUGAACGCGUCGAAUGCAAAGUCAUUCGUGAUGCCAAUGUCAUCGAGAUCCAACUUGAAUUCUUCCGAUCAGUGCCGUCCUCAAACUUCAAUCGCCAACAAUUUCCGAUCGGCGAGAAAUGCGAGAGAGCAUCGUGCCAGUUUGCAUGAGAUUUCAACGGCCGCUCAGAGACCACAGACCUCGUUGCCAGGACAGAUUGUUAACUUGGUUCAGGUAAAAUCCCGCUCCGCGUCAAUCACCCGUUCGGCAGCCACAAUUCGAAAGGAGAGUCUCCCAACACCCAUUGAGAUCACAACAACUACAGUAAUCCCCUCCACGUCAUCGUCCUCGGGGACUACAAUGACAACUGCCACCUCGUCGAAUAGCCAUGUGAUUUAG